Solanum verrucosum is the source of this 960-nucleotide messenger RNA. RefSeq names its product PTI1-like tyrosine-protein kinase At3g15890. NCBI's taxonomy places the organism in Eukaryota, Viridiplantae, Streptophyta, Magnoliopsida, Solanales, Solanaceae. The record is from RefSeq and is a predicted model, not a curated record. Gene Ontology annotation, molecular function: protein kinase activity; ATP binding. Gene Ontology annotation, cellular component: plasma membrane. The transcript is spliced from 3 exons. Gene Ontology annotation, biological process: protein phosphorylation. Bases 1 to 960 code for a protein of 319 amino acids.
AUGAGUAAUUUUCAUGACAGAUUAAUAGCAGUUAAAAGGCUAAAGGCAAUGAGUGCGAAAGCAGAAAUGGAAUUUGCAAUUGAAGUGGAAAUACUUGGAAGGGUGAGACAUAAAAAUUUAUUAGGUCUUAGAGGAUUUUAUGCUGGUGAGGAUGAAAGGCUUAUUGUUUAUGAUUAUAUGCCUAAUCAUAGCUUAAUCACUCAUCUCCAUGGCACACUUUCUGCUGAUUGUCUUCUUGAUUGGCCACGAAGAAUGAAAAUUGCUAUUGGAUCUGCCGAUGGAUUAUGUUACUUGCACCAUGAAGCAAAUCCUCAUAUCAUACAUAGAGAUAUAAAGGCAAGCAAUGUCCUUUUAGAUUCAAAUUUCCAAGCAAAAGUGGCAGAUUUUGGAUUUGCUAAGUUGAUACCUGAUGGUGUUACACAUCUAACAACAAGGGUUAAAGGAACCCUAGGCUACUUAGCUCCCGAAUACGCUAUGUGGGGAAAAGUCUCUGAGAGUUGUGAUGUCUAUAGUUUUGGAAUAUUACUUCUUGAAAUCAUAAGCGCUCGAAAACCCUUAGAAAAACUUCCUAAUGGUGUCAAACGUGACAUUGUGCAAUGGGCUCUUCCAUAUAUACAAAAAGGUGAUUUUAAUCAUAUUGCUGACCCUAGGCUCAAAGGAAAGUUCAAUCGUGAACAAUUGAAGAACACAAUCUUGAUUGCCAUGAAAUGUACUGAUGGAAAUCCUGAAAAUAGACCAAGCAUGUUAGAAGUGGUGGAUUGGCUUAAGAAUAUUGUGGUGGAAAAGAGGAAAAAAGAUAUCAAAAUAGUGAAGAAUAUUAGUACUAGUACUAAUUAUGUUGAUGAAAAUGAGAACAAUGACUAUGUUGAUGAUGAUGAGACAAACAAUGAAGGUUAUAUUAUGACUAUGAGAAAAAACAAGCCAAGAUUACCAAUUUCAGAAUCGAAGAUGAGGAAAUAA